Limulus polyphemus (Atlantic horseshoe crab) is the source of this 1742-nucleotide messenger RNA. Its product is annotated as FIT family protein CG10671-like. Lineage: Eukaryota; Metazoa; Arthropoda; Merostomata; Xiphosura; Limulidae. The record is from RefSeq and is a predicted model, not a curated record. The transcript has a single exon. The coding region runs from base 105 to 941 and encodes 278 amino acids. Gene Ontology annotation, cellular component: endoplasmic reticulum membrane. Gene Ontology annotation, biological process: phospholipid biosynthetic process; lipid droplet organization; lipid storage.
GACAGAUAACAGAGGCUUUAAAGCGGCGAAGUUUACAUCCUAACGAACACUCAAACAAUGUAAGAAUAACUUCUCGCAAUCGAGUUACUUUAGUUGCACUUGUCAUGCGUGUCUGCCGCAAGAUUGUUUUGUUUAAAGUUGAGUAUAAGGUACUUAUAUAUAUAGGAACUGUGUUUUUGAUAUCAGGAAUAUGCGACAUAUUUCCGUCUGCGAUUUCCAAAUCCUACUUCUCACGAAAAGAUAAUUUCAUAAACCAGUAUUUUGUCAAGCGCGGAUGGGGUUGGACACUGCUAAUUGUUGGCUUGUUCAUUUUUUUAACCAGUAGGACAUACUGUCGUGGUGAUAAAAAGCUCAUUAGUAAACAUAUGAGUCGGCUCCUUAUCGCGACUGUAAUGUGGUUUUCUUGCACAUUCCUGUUCGAAUACAUUGAAUGGUUGACUGGUAAGUGUGAAAAACGAGAUAUUGAAACUAAAGAUUUGUGUAAGAAAAGUGGACAUGAAUGGCAGGGAUUUGAUAUAUCAGGGCAUACAUUUCUUUUGAUUUACUGUGGCUUGAUCAUCAUGGAAGAAGGAAGGUGUAUUACAGUAUGGGAAGGAAUUGGAAAACAGAUUGUACAAAAUUAUGUGUUUGAAGCUAAUAUUAGAAAUAGUACAUUGAGGAGACUGUCAGAAAACGAAAUUUCAGAACUGAGAAAGUCGUAUAAGAAAUUGACACCAUUUGUGCAAUUGACGUUUGUCUUGAUGACUAUUUUAUUGUUAAUGUGGGAUGUUAUGUUGAUGGCAACUAUUGUUUACUUUCACAGCAUUGCUCAGAAAUCAGUUGGAGGCAUCAUUGCUACUGGUGCAUGGCUUGUUACUUACUGCAAAUUGUUUCGAAUGAAACACUCUCCUGGACUUCCUGGGGAAGGUUUGUUACGGUUUCAAAGAAAUUCUGCAUGGUAAUAGAAGUAUUAUCAAAGCUAAAGUGAAGGAGGUACCAGUUCAUUGCAACUUUUUUGAAGUACUCUCACAACAUUGAAUUGUUAGAUUUUUUUAUUAUGCAACGUUGAAAUUAAAGAUUACCAUUGAAUGAUUGAUGCAGAAGAAAAGUUCCCUUUCUUACAAAUCAACAAAAAUAUUUUUAAAAAAGAAGCACUUUGUACAAAUUUAUAAAAUUAAGUAAUUUAUAAUAACUUUUCAGCAUAAUAAUGCACAAAGGAUUUAAGAAUUAACAAUAUGUAAAAAAACCUGACAAGUUUUGACAGGCCAAGAAUGUCAUUCUUGAGAGAUGAAGUAAAACUGAUUUCAGCAUCUCGUGAGCUCGGGUUCAAAAGUCAAUGUUAAGUAAUCAUAAUAGAGUGCAAAAACUAAAUAGAAAAUAUUACAUCCAAUGCUGUUAUCAGAUUUUUACACUUAGUAUUUCUUGUUUUAAUAAUGGAAGAUCUGUAAAACAUUUGUGAAUCUUUAGUGUAAUUGGAAAGAUGGGGCCAUUGAUGUUUUAGUACAAUGAAAAUAUAUUCACUAAACUUGUUUAUUUCCAACAAGAUCUCAAACACUACCUUUAAUGUUAAAAAAAAUUAUACCAAAAUGUUGAAUUAUUUUUUAUUGCUGGUACAAUGGUUAAGGAAGAGUAUGACUAUCCCUAGGCCCGGCAUGGCCAGGUGGUAAGGGGGCUCGACUCGUAAUCUGAGGGUCGCGGGUUCAACUCCCCAUCACACCAAACAUGCCAACCUCCGCCUUUGCCUGGUCCCAAGUCCAGGAUGA